Messenger RNA from Gossypium raimondii (Peruvian cotton), 2040 nucleotides. Its product is annotated as protein RMD5 homolog. Gene Ontology annotation, cellular component: GID complex; cytoplasm; nucleus. Lineage: Eukaryota; Viridiplantae; Streptophyta; Magnoliopsida; Malvales; Malvaceae. Bases 545 to 1690 code for a protein of 381 amino acids. Gene Ontology annotation, molecular function: ubiquitin protein ligase activity; protein binding. The record is from RefSeq and is a predicted model, not a curated record. Gene Ontology annotation, biological process: proteasome-mediated ubiquitin-dependent protein catabolic process. The transcript has 4 exons.
CUAAUUUCAUUUUUUUUCCUUAAAUUAAUUUUUUAUUUACUUUUUAAUUUCCUCUCAUUUACCUUAAUUUUUUCUUCAAUCUCGUGUGCCUAGAUGAAAUAAUUAUGAAUUUAUCGAUUUUUUUUUUGAACUUUGACGCUUUAGUUUUCCCGAUUGAUUUGUCACUCGAUUUCAUUUGAAUUGCGUUUUAAUUGUUUCUUCGUCUGGUUAAAUUGUUGAUAUGGCUCAGGAAUCAUAUUUCCGGUCUCACUGUACUCGCCGAAGUUUAAUAUCGGGCGGAUGGAGAUGGGGAAGGAUGGAAAAUAUUUUAAUCCAAUGGCUGAGAUUAGAACUUCUUCCUUUGUCCACCCUUCCAACCAAAUGAAGUAUAAAAGUCUAAAAUAAUAUGGAAUAUGUAAAUCAACAAACUAGGCUUUUUCCCAACAUGUAUGUGGGGUUGGCUAUACGAUAUAUAUUUCACCACUAUACUUAUUCAAGACUGUGGUCUCGGUACUCUUGUAGCAAGAUUCUAAUAUAACAAUUGAUACAGUGGAUAGAAGUAAAAAUGGAAUUGCAUAGCCUGAAAGAUUCAUUUGAUCGUGUUGCAAAGAAGCGAAAGGUGUCCUAUUCUAAAACACAUGAAGUUACAGACCUGAUUGUUCAGGAAAUCAAUAAGGCAAUCAAGGUGAUGCAGUCAAGCACCCUUGAAUAUAAAUCAGAACUAGCUGAAUUGAAGAAAAAGUUACAGGAAGUUUCUCCACUCAAUCAGCUAGAAGGCGCCCAAAAGGAACUGAAUAUAGCACUGAUAAAGUAUCCGAAAGCUCUUGAGAAAGUGUUUAAUCGUGAUAUAUCCAAGGCUUAUCAAAAUAUUGAGUUUGAUUCCCCUAUAGUUAACCAAAUAAUUGCCAGCCAUUUCUACAGGCAAGGGCUGUUUGAGGUUGGUGAUUGUUUCAUAGCUGAGGCUCAGGAUGCAGAAGCUGCUGUUGCUAUGAGAUCACUUUUCCAGGAACUUUAUCAAAUGCUCGAAGCCAUGAAGAGUCAGAACCUUGAGCCUGCCCUGAAAUGGGCAGCUGCGAACUCUAAUAAACUGAAGGAAAAUGGUUCGGACCUUCAGCUGAGAAUCCAUCAUUUGCAGUUUGUGAAAAUAUUACAAAAGGGAAGCAGAGAUGAAGCACUCAAGUACGCAAGAACCAACUUUGCUUCUUUUGCCGGAAACCAUAUAGCUGAAAUCCAGAAACUCAUGGGGUGUCUCUUGUAUUCUGAUAGACUUCAUGAGUCCCCAUAUGCUCAUUUAUUAUCGCCGACCAAUUGGGAUACGGUAACCGACGAAUUAACCAGGCAGUUCUGCAAUCUUCUGGGGCAAUCAUACGAGAGCCCAUUGAGUGCCACAAUAGCGGCAGGAAUUCAAGGCUUGCCACCUCUUCUCAAGUUUAUGACUGUUAUGGCAGGGAAGAAGCACGAAUGGCAAUCAAUGAAGCAGUUACCCGUGCCGGUAGAGUUAGACAAGGAGUUCCAAUUUCAUUCAGUAUUUGUCUGCCCCGUAACCAAGGAGCAAUCAACUGACGAUAACCUACCAAUGCUUAUGUCGUGUGGUCAUGUGCUGUGCAAACAGUCUAUCAACAAGAUGUCAAAGAAUGGCUCGAAAACUUUCAAGUGCCCAUACUGUCCAACUGAUAUUGAUUUGACGCAAUGCAGGCAGCUGAUUUUCUGAUGUAAAACCCAAAUAUAGUCAUGAGGUUAUAUUAAAAAAAAAAAAAAAGUUUCCUUUACUGAAUUGAUAGUGUGGAGAACUAGUAAUUGGUGCGAUGUGGCGGAUGUGAAAUGAUGACAAUGCAGGUCAGUGAUGGUGUCAGUGUUUGUUGAUGAACUUGUUGUAAAUAGACAUUCUUUCCCACAUUCAUGCUGGUAAUAGGAAAACCAAGUUGCUUUAUAAAUUUCUCCAAAACAAAUGGAAGAUAAUGAUUAGGUCAUAUCAAAAUGAUACUUAAAUCAUUAGUAGUGUGUAUACACACGUACAUAAUGUAUAUAUAAAAGAUUUUAGCAUCUCUGUUUUCCUUGUUC